AUGACCAAGCUGGGACAGUGGCUGUGUGGACUCGCCCUGCUGGGCUCGGCCUGGGCCGCGCUGGCACUGGCGCCGCCGGGGCUGCGGCUGCCGGCCCCGUUCCGGCAGGCCCUCCUGCCCCUGCCGGUCUACCUGCUGGUGGCCUUUGGUUGCUACUCUCUGGCGACCGUGGGCUAUCGCCUGGCCACCUUCAACGACUGCGAAGAGGCAGCUGUGGAGCUGCAGGAGCACAUCAGUGCGGCACGGACGGACUUGCGCCAACGAGGACUGCGCUUCUGACCCCAAUAAA
This is a messenger RNA of Indicator indicator, 289 nucleotides long. It is a transcript of the gene DPM3, whose product is annotated as dolichyl-phosphate mannosyltransferase subunit 3, regulatory. Bases 1 to 279 code for a protein of 92 amino acids. The transcript has a single exon. NCBI's taxonomy places the organism in Eukaryota, Metazoa, Chordata, Aves, Piciformes, Indicatoridae. Gene Ontology annotation, cellular component: dolichol-phosphate-mannose synthase complex; endoplasmic reticulum membrane. Gene Ontology annotation, biological process: GPI anchor biosynthetic process. The record is from RefSeq and is a predicted model, not a curated record.